Pogoniulus pusillus (Red-fronted tinkerbird) is the source of this 4144-nucleotide messenger RNA. RefSeq names its product PDZ domain containing 7 (gene PDZD7). The transcript has 16 exons. NCBI's taxonomy places the organism in Eukaryota, Metazoa, Chordata, Aves, Piciformes, Lybiidae. Gene Ontology annotation, biological process: auditory receptor cell stereocilium organization; sensory perception of sound. The record is from RefSeq and is a predicted model, not a curated record. Gene Ontology annotation, molecular function: protein binding. Gene Ontology annotation, cellular component: cilium; stereocilia ankle link complex; plasma membrane. Bases 903 to 3800 code for a protein of 965 amino acids.
UGUCCCCGCACCGGCCGUGCCCCCCCCGAGCUCCGUGUCGGGCGGUCCCGGGGGAGCUGCCCCGAGGCGCAGUGCGGACCCCGCCCCAGUGGGAGUGGGAGGACCCCCCCUCCCCGUGCCCCGCCCCCGCCGCCUUCCCGCAGCCCCUCCCCGCAUCACCUGAAACCGCCGCGGUGUCGGGUUCGAGCUGGCGGCGCCGGGCCCCGCCGGGGGGGCCGCGGACAGUCCGGGGUGGAGACGAUGCCCCCCGGGGAGGGCGGCUCGUGGGGACACCCACGCACAUUAUCGGAGCGGUGAGCGAAGGACACGCUGCACGCUUCCCCCGGUCGUGCCUCAGUUUCCCCUGUGAACCCCCGCGAUGCUCCGCGCUAAGGGCUGGUCUCAGGAGCCGUGGGGGCACCACACCCUUCUCCCCACGCAGCCCCACAGAGGAACGCGCUCCCCUCAGCUCCCCCAAGCCGUGGUCGUGGGACACACACACAAACAGGCCUCCCCCCACCAGCUGCAAGGCCAGCCCUGGCCGCUCGUGAUUGACAGCUUUCCGCGCCCGAUGGCCACGCCGGUCCCGCAGGAGCGGCCAAUCCCCUCAGGCGGGGGUGGGAGGAGGUGGUGCUGCUCCCCCCCGCGGCCUCUCCAUCCCCCCCGCGCUGCCCAGUGUCUCUUUCGCAGGUGGCACCAUGGAGACAGGCUGUGUCACUACACCCGAGACCCAUCCUGCCAGCACCAAGUACCCACACCAUCUGGCCCUGGCAUCGUGCUGCUAAGAGGGAGUGGUGCCUGAGCCUGGGCAUGUGCUGCUGGACUAUGCCAUGUCCCCCCUUGGCCGGUGGGCAGCCUCGACCCUGUGAGGACGUGGCCAGCCCCAAGCCGGACACCAGGACGCUGGGGUGCCCAGCACCACCAUGGCCCAAGGCUGGGACACAGGGAUGACGUCGGGCAGCCGGUCGCGGAGCUCCAGCAGCGAGGCCAGCCUGGCUCCCCAUUGCCUUCUCAGCAAGCAGAGCCGCCUGCUCAAUGGGAUCACACGGGGUAGCCGCGCUGCCUCCCCCAUGGGCCGUGUCAUCCUCAUCAACGCUCCCAUUGAAGCUAGCAGCAACGAGAGCGAUAUCAUCAAUGCCAUCACAGUGGAGAAAAGUGUGGAUGGCAAGCUGGGCUUCAGUGUCCGUGGGGGCUCUGAGCAUGGGCUGGGUAUCUUUGUCAGCAAAGUGGAGGAAGGCAGUGCUGCCGAGCAAGCUGGGCUGUGUGUUGGUGACAAGAUCACAGAAGUGAACAGCGUAAGCCUUGAGAACAUCACCAUGAGCAGCGCUGUCAAGGUCCUCACCGGCAACAACCGCCUCCGCAUGGUGGUCCGGAGGAUGGGCCGUGUGCCAGGCAUCAAGUUCUCCAAGGAGAAGACAGCAUGGGUGGAUGUGGUGAACAGGCGCCUGGUGGUGGAGAAAAGUGGCUCGACGCCAUCAGAGAGUGGCUCUGAGGAUGGGUUGCGGCGCAUUGUCCACCUCUACACCACUUCUGAUGACUACUGCCUGGGCUUCAACAUUCGUGGUGGCAGAGAGUUUGGCCUCGGCAUUUACGUCUCCAAGGUGGAUCCCGGGGGUCUGGCGGAGCAGAAUGGCAUUCGGGUGGGAGACCAAGUCCUUGCAGCCAAUGGAGUCAAGUUUGAAGACAUAAGCCAUAGCAAGGCAGUGGAGGUGCUUAAGGGACAGACCCACAUCAUGCUAACCAUCAAGGAGACGGGCCGGUUCCCUGCCUACAAGGAGUUGGUGGCCGAGUACUGCUGGCUCAGUCGCUGUAAGGUGACCAAUGGACAGCUGCAGCAGCUGUCUCAGACCUCGGAAACCAGCUCCUCCAUCUCGUCCUACUCCUCGGGGCCAGCGCCGGGGACAGUGAACGGGCUGGGGACAAGCACCUCAGUGUCCCCUGCCCGCACUGUGGAUGUGGCCAUCUCCACGGAGGAUGGGCCACGGCGGGGCUGGGUGCGGGAGCGUGCCGAGCGGGCCAUGCAGACCGAGCCGGCUGCCGAAGGGCUGCCAGAGACGCGGCGCACGGUGCGGCCCCCCGAGCUGCUGCGGGACACGGCCAUCCGGGGCCAGGCCACUCGUGAGCCUCCUGGCACCCACUCGCGCCGAACCUUCACCCACUCACCCAAGACAGCACUGCUGCUGGCACUGAGCCGGCCUCGACAGCCCAUCACACGAUCCCAGAGUGACCUCACUGUUGCUGAGGAGAAGCGGAAGAAGGGGAAGCCAGAUGGACAAGGGGCAUGGGGGACAACCCCAGGGCUGCAUCGCUCCAAGACCCUCGUCAACCUCUUCUUCAAGGGAGGCCGUGCCAGUAGCCAGAGCUGGGCCCUGCCUAGCCAGGAGCCCCCCACUUCUGACCGCCGGGCACGCGCCAAGUCCCCAGGACGCCCAGAUGGGGACAGAGUAGGUGCUGUGCAGAAGUUUGUCAUCCGGAGCCUGAGGCGGGGUAAUGGGUGUGCCCAUGUGCCUGGGGGACUGUGGGACAGGCUCUGCAUGCGCCUGGCCUGGGAUUGCACGCAUCUCUCUAGCAUGGAGCAAGCUGUUGGGGUGGGGGAACGUUGGAGAAUUUGUGGUCUGUGGGAUUUGUGGUCCCUGCCUCGCUGGCCACCUUUUCUUGCUGUGUGUCCCUCCAACCCAGAGAAAGGCCGGCGUGCCAGCAUCCUGGGCCCUGCGAGCAUCACUGCCCUGCAGCCCAAUGGCAGCGACCCCGAGGCCCGGCUCCCACACAUCCAGGACACCGCUGCACGCCUCCUCAGCCCUGAUGAGGUGACAGCUGUGCUUCGCCACUGCUCCAGGUACCUGCAUGAGGGCAGCGUGGAGGAUUUAGUGCGGCCAUUGCUGGCCAUCCUGGACCGACCAGAGAAGGUCAUGCUGCUGAGGGAUGUGAGGAGUGUGGUGGCCCCCACAGACCUGGGCCGAUUUGACAGCAUGGUGAUGCCCUUGGAGCUGGAAGCUUUUGAUGCCCUAAAGAGCCGUUCAGUGCGCUCGCCUGCCCUCCGCCCAGCCCACCAUGAUGUCCCCCCCAAGAGACACCUCAUCACACCAGUGCCUGACUAUCGGGGCGGGUUCCUGCUGAAGCCGGCGGGGGCCCCAGAGCCGGAAGAAGCCGGGGGUCUACAGGCGAGCCCGGCCCGGCCGCGGGCCUCUCCCAGCCCCCGCCGGCUUCACCCCCGCACCUACACCCCGCUCCCCGAUGUGCCAGUGGAUGCCUAUGCCUGCACCAGCCGCUCCCCACCCGCCACCAGCCCGAAAUCCCCCAACUGGCUGCUGACCAAGCCCCUCCCGGCAGAGGGGCAGGGGCAUUCAGGCAGCACCUGGCGCAAGGAACCGCCUGGGAGAGCAUCCACCGAAGCUCCGGGAAAGCCCCGGCGUGCACGGCCUCCCCUUGCAGUUCUCUCUGGGGAGCCAGGGGGUGAGGCAAGGGCUGGGGCAGCCACCAAUGGCCCUGGAGAUGCUGGCAGGGAGGAAGAGGAAGAGGAGGAGUAUCGGCUGCUCACCGUCACCCUCUCCAAGCUGAAGCACUCGCUGGGGAUCAGCAUCUCUGGUGGUAUUGAGUCAAGGGCACAGCCAGUGGUGAAGAUCGAGAAGAUCUUCCCUGGAGGAGCUGCCUUCCUCAGUGGCAUCCUCAAGGCUGGGCAGGAGCUGGUGUCGGUUGAUGGGGAGAGCCUGCAGAAUAUCACCCACCAGCGGGCUGUGGACAUUAUCCGCCAGGCCUACCGCAACAAAGCCAAGGAGCCCAUGGAGCUGGUGGUGCGAGUGCCUGGAGCUCCUCUGGAGUGAUAAUGGACACUGACCCUGUUCAAGGAGCCAUCCCGUGCUCAUUCCUGCACCAAACUGUGGCCAGUCUCAGCACUGGCAGAAGGUGUGAGAGCCAGCCCCAUUUAAUGGGCACAAAGGAGAUGCCUGCAGCAGAACCCUGGUGGGGGCACCAGCAGCAACAUGUGAGAAGAGCAAGCAGCCUGUGAAUCUGCUCCGGACAUACAGACACAGGCCUGAAAAAAACAGAGCCAGGGGCUUGUUUUUAAUUGGCAUUUCUGGGUGGUACACAGUUGAGCCAGGCUCUGGGAAUGGGACACAACAAAAAUAAAGUACAAAAAUCCCCUCCCAGAGCUGGGGGCAAACAA